This is a messenger RNA of Cyprinodon tularosa, 1349 nucleotides long. RefSeq names its product GTPase IMAP family member 9-like. The transcript has 2 exons. NCBI's taxonomy places the organism in Eukaryota, Metazoa, Chordata, Actinopteri, Cyprinodontiformes, Cyprinodontidae. Gene Ontology annotation, molecular function: GTP binding. The record is from RefSeq and is a predicted model, not a curated record. Bases 74 to 994 code for a protein of 306 amino acids.
AGAGCAAUAGAUAAAGGACUAACAUUUUAAAAACUGACUACACAGUCUGCACCUUUUUGAGCUUCUCUUCAUCAUGGCAGGACCAAAUGAAAUCAAUAUUUUCCUGCUGGGAAAAACUGGUAUUGGGAAGAGCAGCCUGGGAAAUACCAUCCUGGGAGACAGUCUGUUUAAAGGAAAAACAUCUCCUACAUCUGAAACAGAUUUGGGCCAAGCAGAGGGAAAAUACAUCAAUGGGGUACCUAUCAAAGUGAUCGACACUCCUGGCCUCUUUGGCACCACCAUGGAUGAAGAAACACUGAAGCGUGAGAUAAUACACAGUGUCAAACUGUGUGCACCCAAGAUUGAUGCCUUUAUUAUCGUGCUGAGAGUGGAUCGAUACUCAAAACAGGAGAAGGAAAUCAUCAAGAAAAUAGAGCAGUUUUUCUCAAAGGAGGCUCUGAAACACGCUGUGGUUGUGUUUACGCAUGGAGACCAACUGGAAGAUGAGAUGACAAUUGAGGAUUUUGUUGAAAAGGAUUCUGAUCUGAAAAGGCUAGUAGAGAGGUGUGGCGGCAGAUGCCACGUUGUUGAUAACAAAUACUGGAAAGAAAAGCAGGAAGGUUACAGGAGUAACAAGUUUCAGGUGGAGCAGCUUCUCAACACAAUAAAAACAAUGAAAAACAGCCAGGGCUCCUACACCAAUAUGCUUCUUGAGUUAGUGGGGGAAGAAAAGAAAAAGGGGGGGGGCUGGGGAAACAUUUUGAUUAUUUCAGCAGGAGUCACAGUGGGAGCAUUGCUGGGAGCAUUUUUAGGUGCUUUUGUGCUUACAAAACUUGUACACUCUGGAUUUACUUCAGCAGCAGUAGGAGCAGUGGGUGGAGCAGUAAUUGGAGGUAUAACAGGAGGAGCUGUAGCUUCCACAUGUGCAACACCAAAGGAAGCUGUGCUGGAAACAACUGAGCAAAUUAUUAAGAUAGGAAGUAAUUUACUAAUGUUGAAUGCUGUUGUCAAAUAAAAGACACUUACAACUGAGAUCUAGAGUCAAGAUCCAGAGUACUGUAAAUAUUUUAUCAUUUUUAUGUUUUAGUCAUUUUUCUUCAGAAGAGCUAUAGCGGCAGAUGAAGAACAAACUUUAAACCAAACAAACCUUUAGAGAAAUACAGUAAUAUCAAUGUGUAAUUCUCAUUUUAUUCUUUUUGAGGUGUUUGAAUUUUUGCUUGAGUUUGAUACCAUGAGGCUGUUUGUCCAAGUUAUUAAUUAGCAGUGAAGAGUGUUUUCAGCACACGAUGUUAAUUAAAUCUUAAAUGCCUUAUCUCUGAUGUGAUGUGGGGUAAAUAAAAUUAUUGAGCUUUUUUCUGUUUGCUUAAACU